UCUUUAAGUUCUUCACUCAUUAUGGAAAAUGAACAAGCUCCUGAUAAGGAGAGAUUCGCUCGUGAGAAUCACAGUGAAAUUGAACGUCGCCGUCGAAACAAGAUGACCGCUUAUAUCACCGAAUUAUCUGACAUGGUACCAACAUGUAGUACAUUAGCAAGAAAACCCGAUAAAUUGACCAUCCUUCGAAUGGCCGUGAAUCACAUGAAAUCAUUACGAGGUACCGGUAACACAAGUAACGAUGGAACCUACAAACCUUCAUUCCUCACUGACCAGGAACUUAAACAUCUCAUUUUAGAGGCUGCUGAUGGUUUCUUAUUUGUUGUCUCUUGUGAUACUGGAAGGAUUAUCUAUGUUUCUGAUUCGGGCCCGGUUUUAAAUCAAUCACAAUCAGAUUUUUUCAAUUCUUGUAUAUAUGAUGUUGUUCACCCUGAAGAUCGGGAAAAAGUUCAAGAACAACUGUCAACCUCAGAGUCACCCAAUUCAGCAAGAAUUUUGGACUUGAAGACUGGAACUGUUAAAAAAGAUGGAAGUCAAAAUAUGUCUCGAAUGUCAAUGGGAUCUAGACGUGCAUUCAUUUGUCGCAUGAAAAUCGGUAAUGUUCAACCUGAUGCCUUAUCUCCAGGUCAUAUACAUCGUAUACGCCAAAGAAAUAGUUUAGGCCCAUCAACGGAUGGUAAUGCUUAUACUGUGGUUCAUUGCACUGGUUAUAUUAAGAAUUGGCCUCCCGCUGGAGUUCCGGUUGAAAGAGGAUUAGAUGGUGAGGAUGGUCAUCAUGGUUCACAUUCCUGUUUGGUUGCGAUUGGUCGUCUUCAGGUGACCAGUACACCCGAUACAAAUGAUCUAAUGGGAUCAAAUUCUAAUGCUGAAUUUAUAACUCGUCACAGUAUGGAUGGUAAAUUCACUUUUGUUGAUCAAAGAGUUGGAAUUGUUCUCGGUUAUCAACCUCAAGAACUUCUUGGUAAAUCGUGUUUUGAGUUCUUCCAUCCAGAAGAUCAGAACCACAUGAAAGAAUCUUUUGAACAAGUUCUUAAGCUCAAAGGACACACUAUGUCAGCUAUGUAUCGAUUUCGAGCAAAAAAUUGCGAUUGGAUUUGGUUUCGAACGUCAAGUUUUGCUUUCAUUAAUCCUUACACUUCGGAGGUCGAAUAUAUUGUUUGUACCAAUGCUUUAGUGAAAAGCCUCAAUCAAGGAGGUGAUGUUACUACUCAAGAUCAUCAAAAUACAACCGCUGAUGGCUCAAUGACACACAAUUAUCAAACUCAUUCCAUUCAAGGAAACGCUGGUUUAAUUCAAACUAAUCAACAGCCAAAGCCUGAAGGUUUAGACUACAGUUUACAAAGAAAUGAAAAUGUUUAUUCAUCAAUGAUUCCUCAAGCUCGACCUCAUCUUCAUGGACAAACGAUGGUCAAUGAUAGACGAUCAACUCCAACAGGCGGUCAAGUUUAUUAUGAUCCAAACGCAAAUCAAUCCAACAACCAAAUGAGUUAUAAUCCUAACAAUCUAUCAUCAGUACCACCACCAACAUCCAAUCUUGUCGGCGGUCAUACAUUAGCACAAAUGGGUAAAAGUUCUGGAUCCAGAAAUACUCCUUCACCGCCAAUGGCUGCAUGGGUACCAAGACCAAUUCAAAGGUCUGAUGGUUAUAAUCAAUCAUAUAAUCAAAUUAGUCCACCAUCACGAAGUCCGUCAGGACCAACAUACACUCAACUUAACAGUGCUAUUGGAAAUCGAGCUGGAAUGUGGGGACAAUGGCAAGGAACUGCUACUCCAGAGACUCCCGUUUCCUCUGCACCCACUGGUCAACCGACUGCCCAACCAAAUCAUUCCCAGAAUCAUGCAAAUUCAAAUGCUCCAGGAGCUCAUCCACCUCAACAAGAAUUAACUGAUAUGCUACAAAUGCUUGGACAGACUGAACCAACAUCUUUCGAAGAACUUUCCAUGUUUAAUUCAUUCCCAGAAUGAAAAUAAUAAAUGCUAAGAAAAACAAUUGAAAGAUUCCAAAUCUUGAGAAAAUAUAACCUGGAUAAAGAAAUCAAAAAAAAAAUCUCAUAUCAACCAUCAAUUUCACUCUCUCCCUCUCUCAGCUCACACUCUAAAGGCACAAAAGGGGCAAAAACAAGAUGAAAACACAACCCAACUUACAACAAUCUCACCCACAAUCAACAUCAUUACACAAACACACAAUCAUAAUCAUAUUUAAACACUGACUUUAUCGCAAUAUUUUGCUUAUUUAUUUAUUGCUCAUUCAACUAUAUGGUUUUAAUUUAACAUUCAUGACAAGCUGACUUAUAGUUAAGUUAUAAAAAACGUUUUAAUAAAAAUUUUUAACAAUCUCA
Messenger RNA from Panonychus citri (citrus red mite), 2339 nucleotides. It is a transcript of the gene tgo, whose product is annotated as aryl hydrocarbon receptor nuclear translocator homolog. Gene Ontology annotation, molecular function: RNA polymerase II cis-regulatory region sequence-specific DNA binding; DNA-binding transcription factor activity, RNA polymerase II-specific; protein dimerization activity. Gene Ontology annotation, cellular component: cytoplasm; aryl hydrocarbon receptor complex; transcription regulator complex. The record is from RefSeq and is a predicted model, not a curated record. Gene Ontology annotation, biological process: regulation of transcription by RNA polymerase II. NCBI's taxonomy places the organism in Eukaryota, Metazoa, Arthropoda, Arachnida, Trombidiformes, Tetranychidae.